AUGAAAUUUGAACCGGGGUACACAUCUCCACCUAAGAAAACCCACCAAAUUGAAACAACGGUCACCAUAAGGGAAAGUCUGGUAGUGCCAAGAAAUGAAGAAGAACAAGAAAACAGAGGACAAAUUCUUGAAACAGAGGAUUAUGAGUCUGAGUGUGCAUCUGAAGCUGAUAAAAGUGCUGCUUGUUGUAGAUCAGUGGCUCUAAUUUUAACUGCUCUGCUUCUCGCCAGACAUUUGUUUGCCGUUGUUAUUGGAGGAGACGAGGCUUACCCCUUUUCACUUCUUACAGUGAUUAUAGUUAAGGCUAGUGGCAUUAUCCUUCCAAUGUACAUAUUACUUCGUAUUUCAGCAGUACUGCAUAACAGCAUCAGGCAUCACCACCAGAGAUCUGAUUCGGAGCCCGAAGAUGAAGAUGGAGAGCAACAUAACGAGUUACGAGCCUGA
Messenger RNA from Striga asiatica, 444 nucleotides. NCBI's taxonomy places the organism in Eukaryota, Viridiplantae, Streptophyta, Magnoliopsida, Lamiales, Orobanchaceae. The record is from the annotation of a GenBank genome assembly.